UUUUGUUAGCUGUGCCUUACAAGUGAAAAGAAUAAAAAAAGGAAUAGAAAAGAAAACUAUCCGGACUCUUUUACUGGUCUUGAGUUCAUUAAAGUAGGUAACAGGUAAUUGCAACUCCUGCUAAAAGAAGAGACUAAUGGAGGGCCUGUGUUUCCACGGCUCUACCCCUCCAAUUUUUCCAUUUCAAAGGUCCGUUACUUAUCCCAACGGUCACAAUCUUUUCUCCAACUUCAAUUCAAGAAACCCACUUCGUUUUCCUUCUCAUUCGAAUUCCAAAUUCACUGUUAACUGCUCAGAGAGAAUAGGAGAUGAUACUCCUCUCUCCAGCUCCUCUGCUGCUCACAUGGUGCUCGGUGUUGAUCCUGGCUGCUCAGCUGCUGAGCUCAAAGCUGCUUUCAGAGCCAAAGUGAAGCAGUUCCAUCCUGAUGUUAAUAGAGAUCGGAAAUUUCCCGAUACUAUGAUUCGACGCGUAAUACAAGCAUAUGAGGUAUCUGCCAUCAAAUUUUGCAGAUUUUAUCCAAUUUCAGCCGAUCAGAGAUUAUUGAAAGGUGUUAAUUACUGGACAUGUAUUUGUAGUGAAUGUCUGGAUCCAUUCGAUAACCCAGAGUGUGAAGCAUUUGAUAUCUUUGUUAACGAAGUUCUUUGUGCUGGCAAAGGGUGUCCUUAUUCAUGUGUACAAACUGCCCCUCAUGCCUUUGCAUAUGCUUCUUCUACUGGAACCGCAAGGGCAAUAUCCCAAGGGCAUGGUGAAGAUUACAAAGUUCAGCUUGCAGUUGGUCAGUGUCCAAGAAGUUGUAUUCAUUAUGUGACACCUUCACAGCGAAUUAUUCUAGAGGAGUUACUUGACAGUAUCUUGGGUGUACCGUAUGAUAAUUCUGCCGAGGCAGACAUGCUCUAUUCACUUAUAGUUAAAGCUACAUAUGAGAACAAUCGGUAUCAGAAGCCAAAGAAACAACCAAAGACUUCAACCCAACAUGUGGAAUGGUUUUGACAGUGAGACUGCUAUUUUAUUGGAUUAAAAACUAACGCCGUGUGUUCUCUCUGUUGCUGAAUUCAACAUGUGGUCAGUAGCAUCAUUUUCUCAUUGAAGGAUCUGACGCCUGAAGCAUGCAGUGAAGAGAAGCAUAUUGGCUGUGCCAAGUUCAUAUAUAUGAAAUAUCAUACUGGAAGAGUGAGCAGGGAAGAUUUUACCCUGCUGAGGGAAUGUGUAGUCCAUACAGUCUCUCUUCUUAUUAUGCUUUUUCAGCAAAGAGAAAUACCUUUGAUAAAAAAUAUUUGCUGUAACUAAUGGAAACUAUGUGCAUUACAAACCCUUGAUCUAUCUGGUAACAAGUUCUAUUGUUACUUGUAAAACUGGUCUCAAAUAGACAGGGACCGAUCUCAAUUGCUUACCAUGGCUUUUCUCAUGGAGAAAGAACAGAAUAAAAUUUAUUCUUUAACCAA
Molecule: messenger RNA, 1443 nt
Organism: Ricinus communis (castor bean)
Lineage: Eukaryota; Viridiplantae; Streptophyta; Magnoliopsida; Malpighiales; Euphorbiaceae
Exons: 7
Coding region: 137-991 (284 amino acids)
Source: RefSeq, a predicted model, not a curated record